CCCUGACCUUUCUCAACUCGCACUGCCUCAGACGGCCACCAAGCAGCUGAGGAGAGAGCAGCCAGACGGACCCAUCAUGUCCGACAAACCAGAUUUUGCAGAAAUUGAAACAUUUGAUAAGACCAAGCUGAAGAAGACAGAAACCAGAGAGAAAAAUCCACUGCCCACUAAAGAAACUAUUGAACAGGAAAAGCAAAGUGAAAGUACAGCCUGAGCAUAAAAUUGAAGAUGUGACUGCUGCUUCUUCAGUGGGGUUUUGGCUUCCAAGUAGAGUUGUUUUGUUCCCCACACCAUGUUUGUUGCCUACUGAUUUUAGCAAAUAUUCGCCCAUUUCACAUUCCCUGGGGAAUAAGUUUGUUUUUUGUUUGUGUUAUAUAGAUAUAAAUAAGAUAAUUAUUUGUGUUUGCAUUCUUAAAACUGUAACUUCAAGUUCUGUGGCAACCCUGUUACUUGCCAAAAAAAAGCACGAUUUGUAUGAAAAUCGUUUUCCUAAACCUCACAAUAAACAGGUUUAUUCUGCUCAGCUGUG
Apus apus (common swift) is the source of this 529-nucleotide messenger RNA. RefSeq names its product thymosin beta-12-like. NCBI's taxonomy places the organism in Eukaryota, Metazoa, Chordata, Aves, Apodiformes, Apodidae. Gene Ontology annotation, cellular component: cytoplasm. The record is from RefSeq and is a predicted model, not a curated record. Gene Ontology annotation, biological process: regulation of cell migration; actin filament organization. Gene Ontology annotation, molecular function: actin monomer binding. The coding region runs from base 77 to 214 and encodes 45 amino acids. The transcript has 3 exons.